Cylas formicarius (sweet potato weevil) is the source of this 3188-nucleotide messenger RNA. RefSeq names its product major facilitator superfamily domain-containing protein 6. Gene Ontology annotation, cellular component: membrane. Bases 240 to 1826 code for a protein of 528 amino acids. The transcript is spliced from 7 exons. Gene Ontology annotation, molecular function: transmembrane transporter activity. The record is from RefSeq and is a predicted model, not a curated record. Lineage: Eukaryota; Metazoa; Arthropoda; Insecta; Coleoptera; Brentidae.
CACCGCGGUCGCGUUUAUUUAUAACUUUUUACAUUUGUUUGGUUCCAGCUUUUAUUCUGCAAUUAUCAUAAUGAUAUCUCAGAGAUAAGUACAAUCUGGAGAUAGGGUUCUGUCAAUAUGUCGGCCCGCGACCAAUUUUUAGCAUUGCCGUUACAAAAGACGCGUCGUGUGAUGUAGAUUAGACUCCAGUACCGCUUUUUUUUGGAAUUCCUUACCAGAGUUUUCCCUACUACGCAGAGAUGAAAGUCAACAGAAAUCUCAUUGCCAUAAAGGCUCAUUAUUUCUUAUUUAUGGCAGCUAUGGGACCCAUCUUACCUCAGCUAUCGGUUUAUGGCAAAGAGAUGGGCAUAUCGACGGUGGUAAUGGGCGCCGUAACCGGCAUUCUACCUGUUGCUUUCCUAGUAGCCAAACCGUUGUUUGGCAUCCUCGUCGAUAUCUACAGGGACUACAGGAAGGUCAUAUUUAUGACGCUGAUCUUCGUGAUGACAUUGUCGUUCAGCCUGAUCGCUUUUAUUCCUGCGACGACGCAGCUGAGCCGCUCGGUAGUCAGCGGUCAGCUGGAGGAUUUUUACUUGGAUACAUGUAAAGUCAUAGAAAGCACCAACGCCUCAUCGUGUGCCAAUUUUACCCGCAUCGUGAAUUGCGAGUCGGAAUGUUUCGCACAUCCGCACACCUUCAGGAUUUCGAAUUGCGGAGCAGCGCAUCACAAGCUCUGCUCGACCAAAACCAACACGUCACUGGGUUACCUUAUGAGCAGCAACUGCGAUAUCACUUGCAAAUACGAAGUGGAAGUCGACGGCGAGCUGUAUCGGUCAGUGGCGUUCUGGGGGUUUUUGGUGCUGAUGUCGGUCGGCACCGUCGGCUUCAACGUGGUCAACUCCAUAAGCGACGCCAUUUGUUUCGACGUCAUAGGGGACGAUCAUGAUUACGGCAAGCAAAGGGUAUGGGGCACCAUAGGAUUCGGACUGACGGCCCUGGUAGGCGGUUACGUGGUCGACAAAUUUUCUGACCAGAAGAUAUCAUACAUUCCCGCCGUCAUAGUGAUGGUCUUCUGUUCCUGCCUCGAUCUGGUCUGCUGCGUAAAACUAAAAUUGCCCGUUAUCGAACCGCCGAAGAACAUCCUCAAAGACAUCAAGCAACUGUUCGGCAACAAAAGAGUGGCGACUUUCAUGUCGUACGCCGUCUUGGCAGGGAUCAUCGACGGAUUCAUCAUCUACUUCUUGUUUUGGUACGUCGAAGAUUUGGCGGCCGCCACUGACGUCACCAACAUUAAACUUCUCGAAGGGUUGAUCGUGGCCGCGGAGACCCUGGGGGGGGAAAUCAUAUUUUUCUCGGUGUCAGGAAAAAUCCUGGAACGCAUCGGCCACGUGUCCUGCUUCAGCAUGUGUUUCCUCGCCUACGCCCUUCGGCUCAUGUUCAUUUCGGCCGUCCCGCACCCCUGGUGGAUACUGCCCAUCGAGUUCGUCUUCCAAGGACCCACGUACGCGCUCACUUACACCGCGAUCGUAGCGUACGCCAACGAACUGGCUCCGCCCGGGGCUUCGGCUACCAUGCAGGGAAUAGCAGCCGGCAUGGACGACGGCGUGGGCUACGCAAUAGGUAGUGUACUGGGUGGAGUCCUCUACAAAUUCGCCGGAGGCAGGAUCGCCUUCCAAGUUUUCGGCACGGUCGCUUUGGUUUGUGGCGUGUCCCAUCUGGUGAUCCACAAGACGCUGCUCAAAGACAACGACAGCCCUCCGCAUUCCGUAUCGAACGGCACCGUCUACAAGACGCCGGAAGAUGCCGCUAGGAUCGCCGUCGAUCAUUCUGACCGGUUCGAGAAAUAGUCGAGCAUAGUGAUAUGACGUUAUAUCCAAAGGCAGCAUAAUCGAAAGCCAGUCAUCUCCCCACUCUUUUUAUAAUGGGGUGGGGAUAGAACCGGUUCCAGUAGACAGGGCCGGUUAUUUACUAUAUUGUGACAAAACUUUAUAAUCAAAGUCGCUUAAUAUAAAAAACGCACAUUUUAAAAUAGGUUAAAUAAUACAGGGUGUUUCGCGGAUACUAUGUUUCGAAAUACAACACCCUAGCUAUUUUUGCAGGAAUUUCGCCAAUCUUACGAAUUUUAUUUUUUUUUUUUUUUUUUGUAUUUUUUAAAUGAAACAUGCUGUACGUUGUGGUAUUCCUUUCGAUAUAAGGUCAUUGCGUUGGUGUAGCCUAUUAUGGGGAGUAAAGAGGUGAGCCAAACUGCGAAACGAUCAACAGCCCUUUCCCUGUACUCUUCGUUUAUUUUUUUAAAUUUUGGUAAGCAAAAGUAUUUUUUUUAUUUUAUUCUUAGCGCGUAUGGCUAAAUUUGUUUUUCUAAUCUUAAACCAAUUGGAGCGUGCUUUUUCGUUUUUAAAGUUUUUCGUUUUUUAAUUGAAUGUUAAUAACAAUAUCUACUCAUAAUGUAAUCUCGAGGAUUGCUUAAAAAACGAUUAUCUGGUAAUUUGGAUUCUGCUUUCUGUAAACUAAUUUUUAUGGAAUAUGUAUUCCCCUAUAAUAACAUUUGCCCUACAUAAAGGGUAUUGAAAGUCGCAAAAAUGAACUAUUUUGAAACCGCUCUAGCUAUUUCAUUGGAGUUUUGCACACUGCUUUCAAGACAUAUUUUUUCUUUAAAUGUACCAGUGUCGUUUUUUUUUAAAAAAUAAUGCGACACCGCUGUUUCUUAAAAUUGUUUUCGAAAUCCUCGUUUAUUUCGGAACAAAUCUGAUCUCUCGAUAUUUUUCCAAACAUUGCACCAUUUUGAUGCCAAAAUUAUAAUAGAAAUAUUAAGCAUUAAAAACCUAAAGUUCCAAUUUCGUACGGAUGUCGCUUUUUAAUUUUGUUAAACAUAUUUCUUUUGCUGCUUGAAAGCAGUCUACAAAAUGUCGGUGGUUUGAAAAUUAUGAUAAAGAAAAAAACUUGUUUUCCUUCCACCCUGUAUUUCGGAAAGGACUCGGAAUUCGGAAUAUGCCAUAUAGAUUUGGUGCAUUAACUUCAUAACACCCUGUAUAGCGCCCAUCUGUUCCAAACUUAAUUCAUAGUUCGGCUGACCUUGUGCCCUUAGUUUAAUUUGUUUUGGUUUCGCUCGUGUUCUUUAAUUUCUGAAUAAAUGAACCGAAAAAAGAUAAGAUGUAAAAAGAGACUGAUCCCAAAUAAACCAGAGCUGAUUAUAUUUAUAUACUGAUAUU